Molecule: messenger RNA, 339 nt
Organism: Athalia rosae (coleseed sawfly)
Lineage: Eukaryota; Metazoa; Arthropoda; Insecta; Hymenoptera; Athaliidae
Product: immediate early response 3-interacting protein 1
Exons: 3
Coding region: 71-319 (82 amino acids)
Biological process (GO): endoplasmic reticulum to Golgi vesicle-mediated transport
Cellular component (GO): Golgi membrane; COPII-coated ER to Golgi transport vesicle; endoplasmic reticulum membrane
Source: RefSeq, a predicted model, not a curated record
AAAUCCAUGACACCAGAAUUUCUUCAGCGGUGUGCAGCGAAACGUCAUACGUAGACGAUAUGAUAUCACCAUGGCGUUCACGUUAUGGACCUUGUUUGAAGCGACAUUAUUAUGUCUAAAUGCAGUGUGUGUAUUACAUGAAGAGAGAUUCCUAGCUAAGAUGGGAUGGAGCGCGCAACAAAAUAUACAAGGAUUUGGGGAACCACCGACAAUGCGAUCUCAAAUUUUGAACCUUGUUAGAUCCAUCAGAACUGUCGCGAGGUUUCCACUGAUAUUUCUAAAUAUUUUAACAAUCAUUGUGAAGCUCGUUCUCGGAUGAACCUAAGACUUAUUUUAAGG